AUGGAUGCCAAGAAGGGGGGAGGCUUACCUUACCCACCUCCACUGACUAAUGACAAUUAUACCUCAUGGUCUGUAAAGAUGAAAGCCCUGCUUCAGAAUCAGAGGUUUUUUGGGGUGAUUGAUAACCCCAUCCCUGCUGCACCAACGCCAGGUUGGAAUUCACAGAAUGUGAGAGCCAGGACGGCCAUAAUUCUGUGUAUCUCAGAUGAUCAACUCGUGCAUAUUCAGGAUUUGGAAUACGCGC
This is a messenger RNA of Podarcis lilfordi (Lilford's wall lizard), 244 nucleotides long. NCBI's taxonomy places the organism in Eukaryota, Metazoa, Chordata, Lepidosauria, Squamata, Lacertidae. The record is from the annotation of a GenBank genome assembly.